Ostrea edulis (European flat oyster) is the source of this 2475-nucleotide messenger RNA. Its product is annotated as zinc finger MYM-type protein 1-like. Gene Ontology annotation, molecular function: protein dimerization activity. Lineage: Eukaryota; Metazoa; Mollusca; Bivalvia; Ostreida; Ostreidae. The transcript has a single exon. The record is from RefSeq and is a predicted model, not a curated record. The coding region runs from base 1 to 2475 and encodes 824 amino acids.
AUGUCGUUUAAACAGUCAAAACUGGGGGCGUAUUUCAGUAAACGCACACCCGAGGAAGAUCCACAGGAGCCCCAUGAUCCAUCUAGUUCAACUGAUGUUCCGUCACAAGAACCAACUUCCGAUAUAGAUAUGCAGGAGCCCUCGAGAUCUAGCUCAGAGAAUGUUCCAUCAACCACGAAAAGUCCGUCACCAUCAGAUAAUCCACAAAUGAAUUUCACUCAUCAUGAGGAUCCAAUAAAAUUCAUCGAUAGAAAUCUCACAGAAUACGAACGGCAACAAUUAUUGGAACAUAAAUGGGUACCAGACAGUAAAUUUAGAUAUCCAGUCAACGAACAAGGCAGGCGGUACAACAAUAGCUGGGAAGAAAAAAGACCAUGGUUACGGUAUUCACUUUCAAACGAAAGUGCAUUUUGUGCCUACUGUAUUGCAUUUCCAGUAACAGUAUCAGAAACAAAUCCUGAAUUUGUAAAGAUUGGAUUCAGGGAUUGGAAAAACGCCAUGGGAGAUAAACGAGGCGCAUUAGACAAACAUUCAAAAUCAGAAAGACAUAAAUUAUCCCAAGAAAAAUGUGAGAUGUUUUUGAUGACAAUUAAAGGUGAGAAGGAACAAGUUACAGAAAGUAUUAGUAAAGCACACCAGGAAAAGAUCAAGAGAAACAGAGCAUGCUUGAUAUCCAUAAUAGACGUUAUAAUAAGACUUGGACAUAGAAACAUUGCUUUUCGGGGCAACUGGAUAAAGGAGGACGGUAAAGAAGACGGCAAUUUUCAAUAUUUUAUUGACUGGAAAGCCAAGUUCGAUGAUGUUCUGAGUUUGCAUUUAUCGACAGCACAAUACAAAUAUUUGUCGCCAAAAGUUCAAAAUGAAUUUAUUAAUUUAUGUGAACUGGAAAUUCGUGAAGCAAUAAGAGAUCGUUGUACAGAGUCCGAAUUUUUCAGUGUUAUGGCUGACGAGACAACAGAUGUUUCAGAGAAAGCACAGCUGUCUAUUUGCGUAAGAUAUGUUAAUAUGGAGGAGGACGGUUACAAAGUCAACGAAGAUUUCCUUGGAUUUUUAGAAGUUGACCAAACUGACGCACAGACUAUUAGUGACGUAAUUUUGCAUAAUCUUGGACAGAAUUGGAGUUUCGACCUGACAAAGCUGAGAGGACAAGGCUAUGACGGUUGUGCUACAAUGUCCGGUGCAAUAUCAGGAGUCCAGAAAAGAAUUCAGGAAGCACACCCGGAAGCAAAGUAUUUUGUUCACUGUAAUUCACAUCGUCUUAAUCUGGUAAUAGUCAAUACAUGUAAUAAAGUGGUGGAAGCAAGAAAUGCGCUUACAAUACUUGGUAAAAUAACAUGGUUUAUUUGUGGUGUCAGUAAAAGGAAGGCCAUCUUGAUGAAAGAGGUACAAGAAGCAAACAAAGACCUAGACUUCGACCUACUGUAUGAAAAUGAAGACGCCCUUUUUGAAGCUGCAAUGAGACAAACCAUGAUGCCUAAACUGUCUGAAACGAGGUGGACGUCAAGGGUCGACACUCUUUCUUGGCUUUUGGCUCAUUAUAAGUCCCUUCUGAAUGUUCUUGAAACUGUACAGUCAAAAUCUAAAGGUCAGGCAGCAGCCGAUGCUUCAUCAUAUCAUGCUGUAUUACUGAAAUUUGAUUUUAUCGUUGUUGUAGUUAUGCUACAGUACACGCUUGGCUACAUUAGACCAUUGUCAAUACUUCUCCAGUCUGAGAGUUGUGACCUGGUGAAGGCUCAUCAAGAGGCGCGUGAUCUUUUGUUGAUUUUUCAAGGAAUAAGGUCUGAUUCAGAUAGAAAGUUUCAUGAUCUGUAUGAGAGAAGCGAAUCGAUCGGUGAUGAAAAUAAUGUUGUGCCAACAAAGCCACGAAUCGCACAACGGCAAAGACACAGAGCAAAUGCACCAGUUGAGAGUAUAGAAGAUCAUUAUCGUGUUAACUACUUUCUUCCUUUUAUUGACCACAUCAUUUCACAUUUGAAUUCCCGAUUUCCAGAAGAACUGAAAGCCAUUUUCUAUGGCAAUUACCUAGUUCCAGCCCUUUUGAAUAAGAUCAAUCCGGAAAUAGUAAAUGCAAUGAAAACAGAGUACAUGAAUGACUUACCACAUCCAAAUGAUCUACAACAAGAAAUUGACAGAUGGGCAGCAACAUGUGUCCGCGCAAACUUGCAGUCUGUAAAGACACUUACAGACUCGAUUAAGUAUGCCGAUGUGGAAUUGUAUCCAAAUAUUCAUGUAAUAUUAAAACUACUUCUGACAUUACCGGUCGGUUCUUGUGCGUGCGAGAGAUCGUUCUCAGCUUUGCGGCGUUUAAAAACAUGGUGCAGGGCAACGAUGACUGAGAAUCGACUGUGUGGUUUAGCCAUGUUGCAUGUUCACCGUAAUGACAAUGCAGGGAAAGUGAGUCCAGAAGCUGUGUUAAAAAGAUGGGAUCUCAGUGGAACUAGAAAGAUCGAACUUGCAUUCACAGACACUGACUAA